AUGAUGUUAGCAAAGCGAAAAAAGCCUGUUCCUGUUGUUCCUGAGAAUCAAACAGUAACUAUUAUUUCUACGAUUGCCGCCCCGGCAGGCACACCGAAUCCUCAACCCUCACCGAACCCAUCACCAAACCCGUCACCGAACCCAUCACCGAACCCAUCACCAAACCCACCCUCAACUUCACCCUCGCCAAACCCGCCACCCUCAGCUUCACCACAAUCCAACUCGAAUCCUCCUGCUCAACCUGCAGAUUCUUCUUCCACUCCUCCCAAAUCCACUCCAGGUGACAACACUUCUCCAAAAAAUACUGCCACAAACACGCUAAGCAAUUCCAAUCCAACAACAACCAGUAUUGGCAGCCAACAAGAAUCUUCAGCGUUUACACUACCAACUUCAACAAUAACCUCAUUUAACUCAUCAUCACCCCCCACGAUAACGUCUAUAAUAUCGAGUCUAGAUUCAGACCAUCCACCUGGAUAUGUCUACUCGCUCGCAACAGUAAUAGGAGGAAUGGUUUUGUUGGCCAUUGUGGUGGCAUGUAUAUUUUGCUACAAGCGGCGAAACGGAGAGAAACGUGAUAUGGGUUCCUUUGAUGCGUUACUCACAACAAUGACAGGCUCCACUCGACCCCCAUCAUAUAAUGAUGGCCUCAUUCCAUCGUCUCCUGGUACAUCCGUUGUUCACAUAGAACCGACGUCUCCCGAUCUUGAUUUGUUGGAGAUGGGGUCAAUCUAUAAACCACCAGCAACAUUGCCCAGGGAGAGCAUACAUAUUGAUGCCCUCCCUCCAGUAAACUAUAACCCAGUAGAGCACGAGUAUGAAAACGAUUGA
Paraglomus brasilianum is the source of this 828-nucleotide messenger RNA. The record is from the annotation of a GenBank genome assembly. NCBI's taxonomy places the organism in Eukaryota, Fungi, Glomeromycota, Glomeromycetes, Paraglomerales, Paraglomeraceae.